UCCCAUGUCGUCUGGAAAGACAGAGCUGAGAAUAUUUAAACUGUUAGUGAUGUAUGUAAAUGAUCAUGUGGUAGCAGAGAAAUUUGUGGACAUACUACUACCAAUUUUCAAAAAGAAAGCUUUAAAUUCUGAUGAGUGUUUGGAUGGUUUACAUAUCAUAAGGCACAUUCUACCUGUGCUGAGUGAUAAAACAACUGGAAAAAUUCUCAGUGCAGUUAAUCCGCUCCUUCUUUCUUGUGGUUUGAACAUGCGAUUGUGCAUUUGUGAUAUUCUUGACGACCUUUCUUUGAUUGAUCCAUCUUUCGCGUUUCUGGCUAGGCUUCUUCGUGAAUUGAACGAUGUGUCUCAUUUGGAGUUAAAUGAGCUUGACUAUGACACAAGAAUAUCUGCUUAUAAUUCAAUAAUGCCAGAUAUCUUCUCUUCAUUCAUGGAGGAACAUGCUUUAACUGUACUAUCUCAUUGCAAAUAUAUGACAUGUCCUCUGAAGAACUGAUUCUACGGCAAGUCAUUCCUGUCCUUCAUACGAUUUGCGGCAUUAGUAUUAGAUAGCAAUGGAGAGGAUUGCGAAGAGAGGUCCCCUGGUGAAUUACUUGAAGGAAAAACAUACCCAAUUCUUGAAAUAACUAAUACCAGUUUUACUUGGACGAAAGCUUGCAUUCAGCGUAUAGUUAAGAAAACUUUCCUGCAGGAUAUUGGUGAUGCUAUGUCCAAGGAUAUCUCAAUUCAGAAAGAAUGGAUUGAUCUUUU
This is a messenger RNA of Asparagus officinalis (garden asparagus), 747 nucleotides long. RefSeq lists its product as uncharacterized. The record is from RefSeq and is a predicted model, not a curated record. The transcript has 4 exons. Bases 5 to 493 code for a protein of 162 amino acids. Lineage: Eukaryota; Viridiplantae; Streptophyta; Magnoliopsida; Asparagales; Asparagaceae. Gene Ontology annotation, cellular component: nucleolus; small-subunit processome; 90S preribosome.